Molecule: messenger RNA, 645 nt
Organism: Motacilla alba alba
Lineage: Eukaryota; Metazoa; Chordata; Aves; Passeriformes; Motacillidae
Product: histone H2A-beta, sperm-like
Exons: 2
Coding region: 225-644 (139 amino acids)
Cellular component (GO): nucleosome
Molecular function (GO): DNA binding; protein heterodimerization activity; structural constituent of chromatin
Source: RefSeq, a predicted model, not a curated record
CGAAAAUCCCCCUGCCGUGGGCAGGAACAUCUUCCAGUAAACGAGGUUGCUCCAAGCCCCUUCCAACCUGACAUAGAAUAACCAUGCUUGAGCACGGAGGUUGGACAGAUGUGGAAGAGCAGAACUGACCUUGCUGUUUCCUCCUCUUGCUGUCCAUUAGCUGUAACCCAAGCACCCAAGUGUUUUGAAGACCUCCAUCCCUCUGUGUCUCCUUGCCUGUCAGAAUGUCUGGACGUGGAAAGAAAAAAGCAGUGGCUGGCAGCCCUAGAAGAGCAUCAAAGAAAAGCAAAUCAGCCAAGGCAGGCCUGCAGUUCCCUGUGGGCCGUGUCUAUCGCCUCCUGCGAAGAGGGAAGUAUGCUGACAGGAUUGGUUCUGGCGCUGCCAUCUACCUGGCUGCAGUGAUGGAGUACGUGACAGCAGAGCUCCUGGAGCUGGCAGGGAACGCUGCGCAUGAAAACAGGAAGACGAGGAUCCUGCCCAGGCACAUUCAGCUGGCUGUGAGAAAUGAUGAUGAGCUGAACGAGCUCUUUGCCUGUGUGACCAUUCCUCAAGGCGGGGUCAUGCCAAAUAUCCUUCCUCAGCUCCUUCCGAAGAAAACUGGUGGAAGUGUUGCUUCUUCUCAAGAAUAUGGUGGUAGCCAGUGAA